Molecule: messenger RNA, 2593 nt
Organism: Podarcis raffonei (Aeolian wall lizard)
Lineage: Eukaryota; Metazoa; Chordata; Lepidosauria; Squamata; Lacertidae
Gene: FEZF2
Product: FEZ family zinc finger 2
Exons: 5
Coding region: 419-1963 (514 amino acids)
Cellular component (GO): nucleus
Source: RefSeq, a predicted model, not a curated record
UCUCUUGCGCAAGGAAAACCAAGGGUGUGCCUUAAAUUAGAGGAGAGAGGGGGAUACAUUUCUCAUCCUCCUCCUUCCUCAAACCCCCCCCCCUCUUUCAGUCCAGACCUUUGCUGAACGUUUGGCUGGGAAAAGAAAUUCUCUCUCCCUCUCGCUCUCUCCUCUCCCCCCCUUGGUGGCCCAAAUCCCAUGUCAUUCUGCUCCAAGUGACUUCAUGUGAUGUCAGCUUUAAAUGUAAGAGACAACGAUCUGACGCUCGCGAAGAUGCUGGCUAUCCAAAUCUGACAGCGCGGCCGCACCGCGGUGCUUGGAUGCGUCUCCUCGGCGGCGUCGGGCAAAGGGGGGAAAAAGAUCUAUUUUAUGGGCGAGAUCCGGCUGCUCAUCUCCAGUUCGGGUCUCCUUCCCUCCCCCACCCGAGAUGGCCUCCUCGGCUCCGCUGGAGACGGUCAUGCCUCCCGCCUGCGUCCGCAACGGCGCGGCCAACCCGGCCAAGACGCUCGCCUUCUCCAUAGAGAGAAUCAUGGCCAAGAGCUCGGAACCGCACCAGCCGCAACAACAGCAGCAGCACCACAAACCCGCCGCCGCCGCCGCCGCCGCCUUCGAGGCGCGUCGCAGCGAGUCUCCGGGCAAGAAGCUGCUGAGCCUCUGCUCGCCCAUCCCGUGCGUGAUCGCGCCCAUGCAGCCUCUGCCCGGGUACGAGGCGCCCUCGCCCAAGGCGCUGCUCAACUACUCCGAGCUGUGGAAAAGUAGCUUGAGGAACUGCGGCUCGGCUCUGGCGGGCGGCGCAGCUUCGACGGCCGGCGGCUUCUGCAAAGGCGGCUGCGGCUUGUGCUGCAAGGGGGACCUCCAUCACCAUCAUCACCACCACCACCAUCACAACAGCAGCAGCAGCACCCUGGGCCAGGCCUCCUUGCCCGCCACGACGCGCGUGAUCAAGCCGCAGGUGAUCAACCAGGCGCUGGCCAUGCCGGCCAACGGAUCUAGCCUCUACUACUUCAACUACCUGGAUUCCUCGCCGUACCACCCGUCGGAGAUCCUCCACGGGCAGCUGUUCACUUCCAGCUUGCUCCAUUCCCAAAGCCCCGCCGCCGCCGCCGCCGCUGCAGCCGCCGCCGCCGCCGCAGCCGCCCUCUCGGCUCACCAGAAACUCUUCCUGUUGGAUAACGCCAAGCUGGCCUCCUUGGCCCCGUCGGAGAAGUUCCCCAACGCGCAAUACCCGCACAAGGAGCGCCUCCCCGGGCAGCUGGACCAAGUGAUGAAGGAGAACACGGGCCUGGCCGGGGAAAGGAACGGCGCCAAGGGACAUCACCACGGCAAACCGGGCGUCGGCGUCGGUGGCGGCGUCGCAGGCGCUGGAGGGGGCGGCGCGGCCGACGGGAAGCCCAAGAACUUUACCUGCGAGGUGUGCGGCAAGGUGUUCAACGCCCAUUAUAACCUCACCCGCCACAUGCCGGUGCACACGGGAGCCCGGCCCUUCGUGUGCAAAGUCUGCGGGAAGGGCUUCCGCCAAGCCAGCACACUCUGCAGACACAAAAUCAUCCACACGCAGGAAAAACCCCACAAGUGCAACCAGUGCGGGAAAGCGUUCAACAGAAGUUCCACGUUAAACACUCACAUUAGGAUCCACGCUGGCUACAAACCUUUUGUGUGUGAAUUUUGCGGCAAAGGAUUUCAUCAAAAAGGGAAUUAUAAAAACCACAAACUGACCCAUAGCGGCGAGAAGCAGUACAAGUGCACCAUCUGCAACAAAGCUUUCCACCAGAUCUACAACCUGACCUUCCACAUGCACACGCACAACGACAAGAAGCCUUUCACCUGCGUCACCUGCGGCAAGGGCUUCUGCAGGAACUUUGACUUGAAGAAGCACGUGAGGAAACUGCACGACACCGCCGCCGCCGCUGCCGCUGCCGCCGCCACAGCCGCGCCUUGCGGGAAAGAACUUCCUAGGACUGUGCAAAGCUAAAACACACACACACACUCACACAAAGCAACAAUAAGGCAGAAGCGAGGCGAGCCUGUUCAGCGAAGCAAGAGACGUCUUUGCACGAUGGUCAAAGCGACGCGUUCAGAGACUUCCAAAGAUCUCGGGGCCUUUACAAAAGGGAAAAAAGGCCUGGGAAGGGGGAGAAACCCCUCGGAUCUGCCCCCCCCUCCUCUCUCACACACACAAACACAAGCUGAAGAGAGACAAUCACUUUUGGCGUGUCUAUAUAUAUAUAUAUAUAUAUAGACACGCCAAAAGGAAGAAACUUAUUUAAAAUUCCGUUGCUGCUGCGGAUUGAAUUACGGGAAUAGUGGCGGAUCUUUGAUUGGACUGAAGGCAACAUUUCUUCGGAGGCCUGGCAGGACUGUAAAUAUAUAUAUAUAUAAAUAAAAUAGGCCUGGCCAAUCAUUCUAUAUAUGUGUAUAAAUAUAUAAAUAUAUAAAUAUAUAUGACUGAAAAUUUUAAAUUUUAAUGUACACCAAAAUAACUAAGGAAUCUAUCAUCUAUGAGGCAAUAAAAAGUCGCUUAAUAGGAGUCUUAUUUCCAGCUCCCCCAAACACAUUUUUUAAAACAAAAAACAAAAAUAAACUCAAUUCCGGUCUAUCAUUA